AUGGUCAUUCAACAAGAUUCAGCAAGACUCGAGAGCUCUUCGGAGAGCCAAGCAAGCUUCACGAUCUCGUCAAGCUCUCAAACUCACAUACGUUCGGCAUCCGAAACGCGAUUGCACCUGAUUGCUCCACUCAGUGUCGACCAGCCUCUCCACAACCCAAGGUCUCAGGGGAAUGACAUGGAGCAGUCCUCUAGUCGUCCAAACUCGGCAAAUACUGGUACCCCACUGGACGCGAACCCGUUUAGGGCGCAAAUCAAUACAAUUGAGAAACUCAUCAACCCCCAAUUCCCUUCCUGGGCUUUAGCCAUCUUGAUCUUGUUUGCCAUCACGAGAGGUAUCCUCAUACUCAUCUGCGCAGCAAUCAUGGUGAUACCGCUAUGUAAGGGCCCUGAGAGCCGGAAGAAACACUGGUUUCUAUUUCGAAGGAUCCCGCAACUGGGUACGGUUUGGCGUGGGUGUAGUUUUUUUGAGGCAGUGAUCAUGUUUAAGCAUCCUUACUGA
Messenger RNA from Melampsora larici-populina 98AG31, 501 nucleotides. RefSeq lists its product as uncharacterized. Lineage: Eukaryota; Fungi; Basidiomycota; Pucciniomycetes; Pucciniales; Melampsoraceae. The record is from RefSeq and is a predicted model, not a curated record. Bases 1 to 501 code for a protein of 166 amino acids. The transcript has 5 exons.